Lactuca sativa (garden lettuce) is the source of this 2313-nucleotide messenger RNA. NCBI's taxonomy places the organism in Eukaryota, Viridiplantae, Streptophyta, Magnoliopsida, Asterales, Asteraceae. The record is from RefSeq and is a predicted model, not a curated record.
AUGGGGAAGCUAUGGUUAUUAUUUCUCUUCUUAAUUUUUGCAACCACAAACUUGUGUUUUGGUUGUUUGGAAGAAGAGAGGCAAGCUCUUCUCCAAUUCAAACAUAGCCUUGCACCCAAACCUUCUGGUAGACUAUCAUCAUGGAAAGGAAACAAGUGUUGUGAGUGGCAAGGCAUCGGAUGCGAUAAUGCAACCGGACAUGUUACCAUGCUUGAUCUCGGAAGCAAUAUUUCCAGUUCUUACAUGCAAUUAGAGGGAAACGAGUUGAAUUCGAAUUUGGUCGAGUUGACUCAUUUGAGUUACAUGGACUUGAGUGGGGUCCUUUUUCGCAGCAUCCCGAUUCCGGACUUCAUCGGGUCGAUGACACAACUCAGAUAUCUGUAUCUUUAUUUCGCAGGAUUUUCUGGCAUCAUUCCUCAUGGAAUUGGAAAUCUGUCGAGUUUGCGGGAAUUAGAUCUUUCUGGAAACCAAUUGACAGGUUCGAUUCCAACAUCUUUUGGAAACCUGGUGAUGCUUCGGAAACUAGAUUUAUCUCUGAACCUGUUAAACGGUCCGAUUCCAUUCUCCCUUGGACGACUAUCGAAUCUAGAAAUCUUGUAUCUCAACUCCAAUUCAUUGUCUGAGAUUCCGUUGUCGAUAGGAAACCUCUCACAACUCCAGUUUCUCGAUUUAUCAAAAAACCUAUUACAAAUCCCUCUUCCGGAUACCAUCGGACAGCUUUCUAAACUUGAAUUUCUCGAUAUAUCCAACACUUCUUUAUCGGGUGUAAUCACCGAAGCCCAUUUUGCCAACACAUCAAUGUUAAAACACUUGGAUGCAAGGUGGAACCAUAUGUUGAGCUUCACGAUUUCAUCUGAUUGGAACCCUCCUUUCCAAAUUAGAAACAUUCUACUCGAAUCUUGCAAAAUCGAAUCAGAAUUUCCAUCAUGGAUUCGAAUGCAACGGAGUCUUGUGAUUCUAAACCUUUCUAAUACUAGCAUUUUUGGAGCUCUUCCAGUUUGGCUUCGCGACCUCCCUAUCAUCAUGAUCCUUGAUCUCUCCCACAACUUUCUCAAUGGUCCGUUGACAAACCUUCCAUCCAACCGAACAACCGAGUCCUUUACAACUUUUCCCUUUACCGAACGCUUAGUAGGUUAUGGGAGAGGAUCCGCAUUGUUGGUUCUUAGGAACAACCUCUUCAACGGAUCGAUUCCAGAUUCAUUGUGUUAUGCUACAAAGAUCUAUGUUCUAGAUCUUUCUAAAAAUAUGCUAUCCGGGACCCUUCCUGAUUGUAUCGGAGAUCUCCUUGAACUGAAUUGUAUUGUAUUAAGCUCCAACCGGCUAUCGGGUGUCAUUCCAAGCUCUUUAGGCAAUCUUGGUUCUUCACUAAAUUGGUUACAACUAAACAACAAUAGCUUCCAUGGCGAACUUCCAGAAACUCUAGCAAACUGCACAGAUUUGGAUCUGUUGGAUUUGGGUGAAAACCAAUUCUCUGGAAGCAUUCCAAAAUGGUUGGGUGAAAAGGUCAUGUUUAUGAGAGUUCUCAGGCUACAUAAAAACAACUUCACAGGUCCAAUUCCUUUAGAGCUGUGUGAAAGCAGUGAACUUCAAAUCAUGGAUCUUGGAGACAACAACUUAACAGGAACGAUCCCUUUCUGUUUCCAGAAGUUGAGUGGAAUGACCGGAGGCUACUCUGACAUGGAUUUUUUAGGCAGAUUCGAGCAGAGUUUGACUCAGGUAAUGAAAGGAGUUGCACUCGAGUAUACAACGAAGAUAAAAUACAUCGUGAACAUGGACCUUUCAAGCAAUAAACUGGUAGGGGAAAUACCCAAGGAAUUGGUACUUCUUGCAGGAUUGGUUGGUCUUAACCUCUCAAACAAUCACCUCACGGGUCGCAUUCCAGAUAGAAUUGGUGAUAUGAAAUCAUUAUUCUCUCUUGAUCUUUCUGUCAACAGUCUUUCAGGGAUGAUCCCACAGAGUAUGUCUGCAUUGACAUCUCUUAGCCAGCUGAAUUUGUCACACAACAAGUUAUCAGGGCAAAUUCCAACAGGAAGUCAGCUCCAGACACUCAUUGAUCCAUCCAUAUACGCAGCCAAUAACCAACUUUGUGGAAGUCCGCUACCUACCAGUUGCAAACAUGAUCAAGUCCUGGAAGUUGGAAGAAACACCGAGGAAGAUGAAGAUGAUGAUGGUUUUGAAAUGAUGUGGAUUUACGGUGUAACGAGCGGUUUCACAACGGGGUUUAUGGGUAUUUUGGGAAUUUUGGUGCUUAAGAAUAGAUGGAGACAUGCUUUCUUCAAUUUUGUGGGAGGCUACAUCGGAAAGAAACUAUGA